Molecule: messenger RNA, 1065 nt
Organism: Trachemys scripta elegans
Lineage: Eukaryota; Metazoa; Chordata; Testudines; Emydidae
Product: leucine-rich repeat-containing protein 15-like
Exons: 1
Coding region: 1-1065 (354 amino acids)
Molecular function (GO): protein binding
Source: RefSeq, a predicted model, not a curated record
AUGCGUGUCCACGUUUUAAUCUGGAUUUGGAUUCACUUCUCCUUUGGCGAGUCUGAAUUUCAUUACCCAUGUCAGGAAAUCUGCCUUUGCAAAGAGGGGGCCAAGUUUGUGAACUGCUCUGGAGUCAAUGUGACUGACAACCUCAUCUUCCCACCUGAGACUGAGCACUUGGAUUUGUCCAUCAGUAACCUGUAUUCUGUUCCAAGCAAAGUUCUGAGAUCCCUGUGGAAGUUACAAGUUCUACUUCUGAGUGGGAACUACAUCACCGAAGUUGGAGAGAGAGCAUUUAGCUCUUUAGAGAGACUCCAGAAGCUUGAUAUCCAUAGAAACGAGAUUACAGUGCUUGGAAGCAGUUUUUCCACAGGGCUCACCUCUCUCAGAGAGCUGAAUUUGUCCUAUAAUAGGCUCCAGGAACUAUAUUACAGGAACUUCCAGCAUUUUGAGAACCUUCAGAAGCUCAGCUUCCAAAAUAACAACAUCUCCUCCAUAGAAAUGGGAGCCUUCCGGAGUCUGACCCGCUUGAGGCAGCUUCAUCUUCAAAAUAAUCACCUCUUGAACCUCCACAAUGGGGUCUUCUCCAUGCUGCAGCAUUUAGAGUUUCUUAACUUGGAGGGCAACAGGAUAAAGACGAUUUCUCCUGGGGUCUUUACAUCCUUGAACAGCCUAACGGUACUUAACUUGGUGCACAAUGAAAUUGAACAUAUCCGAUUCAAAACCUUCCUAACAAUCCAGACCCCUGGGACACACAUCUUGCUCUCCUACAACCCGUGGAUCUGCGACUGUGACCUGCAGAGAGUCUUUGCGAAGCUGCACAGUGUCAAGCGGCUGAUCUUGGAUGACUACGACAACAUGACAUGCAUGGAGCCGCAAGUCCUGAGAAACCUGUCCCUGUCAUCAGUGGACACCCAGCUCUGCGUCGCAGAGACUGUGACGGUUCUCGUCAUUACCUUCACAGUGUUCAUUACUGUGGUGGCAGCUAUUGUGAUGGCUGAGAGGAACAGGAAGAAAAGGACAGGCAAGCACUGGAGUGAGGACAGUGACAUCUCUUACGAAUCACAAGACUGA